This is a messenger RNA of Pan troglodytes (chimpanzee), 26133 nucleotides long. RefSeq names its product mucin 12, cell surface associated (gene MUC12). NCBI's taxonomy places the organism in Eukaryota, Metazoa, Chordata, Mammalia, Primates, Hominidae. The transcript is spliced from 16 exons. The coding region runs from base 225 to 25841 and encodes 8538 amino acids. The record is from RefSeq and is a predicted model, not a curated record.
GACAGGCUGCGCUUUGUCCAACUCCCCGUGGUCACCACGUGCCACCGACCCAACAGCAUCACCUCACCUCUACCCUGGGAUAGGCACUGUCCAGGCACUUUGCCCUGCUUCAAGGCAAAGUUCUCUGGGGUCCUUUUUAUAGCUGAUCCCUUCCUGGGAAGCUUUCAUUUCUUGGUCCCUCCUGACGAGGGAAGACGGGCAGCCAGGGGCCCGUUCCCUGGGAGAUGCUGGUGAUCUGGAUUCUGACGCUGGCUCUCCGGCUCUGUGCGUCCGUUACUACAGCGACACCGGAAGGCUCUGCUGUUCACAAAGCCAUUUCCCAGCAGGGCACACUGUGGACUGGUGAGGUUUUGGAGAAGCAGACAGUCGAGCAAGGGAAGAGCACUCUGAGAAGGCAGAAAAAUCAUUUCCACAGGUCUGCAGGGGAGCUACGGUGCAGGAACGCCCUGAAAGAUGAGGGGGCAUCUGCUGGAUGGAGCGUGAUGUUUGCUGGGGAGAGUGUGGUGGUGCUGGUGCAUUUGUGGAUGACAGGAGCAAGAGUGAAGAACCUGGGCUUGGUGGAGUUUGCUAGCCCAGGGGAUGACGGGGAUGGCAGAGCCGAAGCCUUUAGCCUGGGGCUCCCACUUAGUGAGCAGGCAAGGGCUGCAGGAGCCAGAGAGAAGGAGCGUCAGGAGACAGUCAUAAAUCAUAGCACUUUCUCUGGUUUCUCUCAAAUCACAGGCUCACCAGUAUCUACAACUUAUCACAGCAGCCCGAGCUCAACUCCAACAACCCACUUUUCUGCCAGCUCCACAACCUUGGGCCAUACUGAGGAAUCGACACCAGUCCACAGCAGCCCACUUGCAACUGCAACAACACCCCCACCUGCCCGCUCCGCAACCUCAGGCCAUGUUGAAGAAUCUACAGCCUACCACAGCAGCCCGGGCUCAACUCAAACAAUGCACUUCCCUAAAAGCUCCACAACUUCAGGCCACAGUGAAGAAUCAGCAACUUUCCACGGCAGCACAACACACCCAAAAUCUUCAACUCCUAGCACCACAGCUGCCCUAGCACCUACAAGCUACCAAAGCAGCGCGGGCUCAACUGAAACAACACACUUCCGUGAUAGCUCCACAAACUCAGGCCGUAGUGAGGAAUCAAAAGCAUCCCACAGCAGCCCAGAGGCAAUGGGAACAACAGUCUUACCUGCCGGCUCUACACCCGCAGUUCUUGUUGGAGAAUCCACGCCCUCACCCAUCAGUUCAGGCUCAACGGAAACAACAGCGUUACCCGGCAGUACCACAACGCCAGGCCUCAGUGAGAAAUCUACCACUUUCUACAGUAGCCCCAGAUCACCAGCCACAACACUCUCACCUGCCAGCACGACAAGCUCAGGCGUCAGUGAAGAAUCCACCACCUCCCACAGCCAAUCAGGCUCAACGCACACAACAGCAUUCCCUGACAGCACCACCACGCCAGGCCUCAGUCGGGAUUCUACAACUUCCCACAGCAGCCCAGGCUCAACGGAUACAACACUGUUACCUGCCAGCACCACCACCUCAGGCCCCAGUCAGGAAUCAACAACUUCCCACAGCAGCCCAGGUUCAACUGACACAGCACUGUCCCCUGGCAGUACCACAGCCUUAUCCUUUGGUCAAGAAUCUACAACCUUCCACAGCAGCCCAGGCUCCACUCACACAACACUCUUCCCUGACAGCACCACAAGCUCAGGCAUCGUUGAAGCAUCUACACGCGUCCACAGCAGCACUGGCUCACCACACACAACACUGUCCCCUGCCAGCUCCACAAGCCCUGGACUUCAGGGAGAAUCUACCGCCUUCCAGACCCACCCAGCCUCAACUCACACAACGCCUUCACCUCCUAGCACCGCAACAGCCCCUGUUGAAGAAUCUACAACCUACCACCGCAGCCCAGGCUCGACUCCAACAACACACUUCCCUGCCAGCUCCACAACUUCGGGCCACAGUGAGAAAUCAACAAUAUUCCACAGCAGCCCAGAUGCAAGUGGAACAACACCCUCACCUGCCCACUCCACAACCUCAGGUCGUGGAGAAUCUACAACCUCACGCAUCAGUCCAGGCUCAACUGAAAUAACAACGUUACCUGGCAGUACCACAACACCAGGCCUCAGUGAGGCAUCUACCACCUUCUACAGCAGCCCCAGAUCACCAACCACAACACUCUCACCUGCCCCCAUGACAAGCCUAGGCGUCGGUGGAGAAUCCACCACCUCCCGUAGCCAACCAGGUUCUACUCACUCAACAGUGUCACCUGCCAGCACCACCACGCCAGGCCUCAGUGAGGAAUCUACCACCGUCUACAGCAGCAGCCCAGGCUCAACUGAAACCACAGUGUUCCCUCCCAGCACCACAACCUCAGUUCGUGGUGAAGAGCCUACAACCUUCCACAGCCGGCCAGCCUCAACUCACACAACACUGUUCACUGAGGACAGCACCACCUCGGGCCUCACUGAAGAAUCUACAGCCUUCCCCGGCAGCCCAGUCUCCACCCAAACAGGGUUACCUGCCACACUCACAACCGCAGACCUCGGUGAGGAAUCAACAACCUUUCCCAGCAGCUCAGGCUCAACUGGAACAACACUCUCACCUGCCCGCUCCACCACCUCUGGCCUCGUUGGAGAAUCCACACCCUCGCGCCUCAGUCCAAGCUCAACCGAAACAACAACUUUACCCGGCAGUCCCACAACUCCAAGCCUCAGUGAGAAAUCAACCACCUUCUACACUAGCCCCAGAUCACCAGAUGCAACACUCUCACCUGCGACCACAACAAGCUCAGGCGUCAGCGAAGAAUCCAGCACAUCCCACAGUCAACCAGGCUCAACGCACACAACAACGUUUCCUGACAGCACCACCACCUCAGGCCUCAGUCAGGAACCUACAACAUCCCACAGCAGCCAAGGCUCAACAGAGGCAACACUGUCCCCUGGCAGUACCACAGCCUCAUCCCUUGGUCAACAAUCUACAACCUUCCACAGCAGCCCAGGCGCCACUGAAACCACACUCUUACCUGACGACACCAUAACCUCAGGCCUCGUGGAGGCAUCUACACCCACCCACAGCAGCACUGGCUCGCUACACACAACACUGACCCCCGCCAGCUCCACAAGCGCUGGCCUUCAGGAAGAAUCUACCACUUUCCAGAGCUGGCCAAGCUCAAGUGACACAACACCUUCACCUCCCGGCACCACAGCAGCCCCUGUUGAAGUAUCCACAACCUACCACAGCCGCCCGAGCUCAACUCCAAAAACACACUUUUCUGCCAGUUCCACAACCUUGGGCCGUAGUGAGGAAUCAACAACAGUCCACAGCAGCCCGGGUGCAACUGGAACAGCACUCUUCCCUACCCGCUCUGCAACCUCAGUUCUUGUUGGAGAACCUACAACGUCACCCAUCAGUUCAGGCUCAACGGAAACAACAGCGUUACCUGGCAGUACCACAACAGCAGGCCUGAGUGAGAAAUCUACCACCUUCUACAGUAGCCCCAGAUCACCGGACACAACACUCUCACCUGCCAGCACGACAAGCUCAGGCGUCAGUGAAGAAUCCACCACCUCCCACAGCCGACCAGACUCAACGCACACAACAGCAUUCCCUGGCAGUACCACCACGCCAGGCCUCAGUCAGGAAUCUACAGCUUCCCACAGCAGCCCAGGCUCCACAGACACAACACUGUCCCCUGGCAGUACCACAGCAUCAUCCCUUGGUCCAGAAUCUACUACCUUCCACAGCAGCCCAGGCUCCACUGAAACAACACUCUUACCUGACAACACCACAGCCUCAGGCCUCCUUGAAGCAUCUACGCCCGUCCACAGCAGCACUGGAUCGCCACACACGACACUGUCCCCUGCCGGCUCUACAACCCGUCAGGGAGAAUCUACCACCUUCCAGAGCUGGCCAAGCUCAAAGGACACUACGCCUGCACCUCCUACUACCACAUCAGCCUUUGUUGAGCUAUCUACAACCUCCCACGGCAGCCCGAGCUCAACUCCAACAACCCACUUUUCUGCCAGCUCCACAACCUUGGGCCGCAGUGAGGAAUCGACAACAGUCCACAGCAGCCCAGUUGCAACUGCAACAACACCCUCGCCUGCCCGCUCCACAACCUCAGGCCUCGUUGAAGAAUCUACGACCUACCACAGCAGCCCGGGCUCAACUCAAACAAUGCACUUCCCUGAAAGCGCCACAACUUCAGGCCGUGGUGAAGAAUCAACAACUUCCCACAGCAGCACAACACACACAAUAUCUUCAGCUCCUAGCACCACAUCUGCCCUUGUCGAAGAACCUACCAGCUACCACAGCAGCCCGGGCUCAACUGCAACAACACACUUCCCUGACAGCUCCACAACCUCAGGCCGUAGUGAGGAAUCAACAGCAUCCCACAGCAGCCAAGACGCAACGGGAACAAUAGUCCUACCUGCCCGCUCCACAACCUCAGUUCCUCUUGGAGAAUCUACGACCUCACCCAUCAGUUCAGGCUCAACGGAAACGACAGCGUUACCCGGCAGUACCACAACGCCAGGCCUCAGUGAGAAAUCUACCACUUUCCACAGUAGCCCCAGAUCACCAGCCACAACACUCUCACCUGCCAGCACGACAAGCUCAGGCGUCAGUGAAGAAUCCACCACCUCCCACAGCCGACCAGGCUCAACGCACACAACAGCAUUCCCUGACAGCACCACCACGCCAGGCCUCAGUCGGGAUUCUACAACUUCCCACAGCAGCCCAGGCUCAACGGAUACAACACUGUUACCUGCCAGCACCACCACCUCAGGCCCCAGUCAGGAAUCAACAACUUCCCACAGCAGCCCAGGUUCAACUGACACAGCACUGUCCCCUGGCAGUACCACAGCCUUAUCCUUUGGUCAAGAAUCUACAACCUUCCACAGCAGCCCAGGCUCCACUCACACAACACUCUUCCCUGACAGCACCACAAGCUCAGGCAUCGUUGAAGCAUCUACACGCGUCCACAGCAGCACUGGCUCACCACACACAACACUGUCCCCUGCCAGCUCCACAAGCCCUGGACUUCAGGGAGAAUCUACCGCCUUCCAGACCCACCCAGCCUCAACUCACACAACGCCUUCACCUCCUAGCACCGCAACAGCCCCUGUUGAAGAAUCUACAACCUACCACCGCAGCCCAGGCUCGACUCCAACAACACACUUCCCUGCCAGCUCCACAACUUCGGGCCACAGUGAGAAAUCAACAAUAUUCCACAGCAGCCCAGAUGCAAGUGGAACAACACCCUCACCUGCCCACUCCACAACCUCAGGUCGUGGAGAAUCUACAACCUCACGCAUCAGUCCAGGCUCAACUGAAAUAACAACGUUACCUGGCAGUACCACAACACCAGGCCUCAGUGAGGCAUCUACCACCUUCUACAGCAGCCCCAGAUCACCAACCACAACACUCUCACCUGCCCCCAUGACAAGCCUAGGCGUCGGUGGAGAAUCCACCACCUCCCGUAGCCAACCAGGUUCUACUCACUCAACAGUGUCACCUGCCAGCACCACCACGCCAGGCCUCAGUGAGGAAUCUACCACCGUCUACAGCAGCAGCCCAGGCUCAACUGAAACCACAGUGUUCCCUCCCAGCACCACAACCUCAGUUCGUGGUGAAGAGCCUACAACCUUCCACAGCCGGCCAGCCUCAACUCACACAACACUGUUCACUGAGGACAGCACCACCUCGGGCCUCACUGAAGAAUCUACAGCCUUCCCCGGCAGCCCAGUCUCCACCCAAACAGGGUUACCUGCCACACUCACAACCGCAGACCUCGGUGAGGAAUCAACAACCUUUCCCAGCAGCUCAGGCUCAACUGGAACAACACUCUCACCUGCCCGCUCCACCACCUCUGGCCUCGUUGGAGAAUCCACACCCUCGCGCCUCAGUCCAAGCUCAACCGAAACAACAACUUUACCCGGCAGUCCCACAACUCCAAGCCUCAGUGAGAAAUCAACCACCUUCUACACUAGCCCCAGAUCACCAGAUGCAACACUCUCACCUGCAACCACAACAAGCUCAGGCGUCAGCGAAGAAUCCAGCACAUCCCACAGUCAACCAGGCUCAACGCACACAACAGCGUUCCCUGACAGCACCACCACCUCAGGCCUCAGUCAGGAACCUACAACUUCCCACAGCAGCCAAGGCUCAACAGAGGCAACACUGUCCCCUGGCAGUACCACAGCCUCAUCCCUUGGUCAACAAUCUACAACCUUCCACAGCAGCCCAGGCGCCACUGAAACCACACUCUUACCUGACGACACCAUAACCUCAGGCCUCGUGGAGGCAUCUACACCCACCCACAGCAGCACUGGCUCGCUACACACAACACUGACCCCCGCCAGCUCCACAAGCGCUGGCCUUCAGGAAGAAUCUACCACUUUCCAGAGCUGGCCAAGCUCAAGUGACACAACACCUUCACCUCCCGGCACCACAGCAGCCCCUGUUGAAGUAUCCACAACCUACCACAGCCGCCCGAGCUCAACUCCAAAAACACACUUUUCUGCCAGUUCCACAACCUUGGGCCGUAGUGAGGAAUCAACAACAGUCCACAGCAGCCCGGGUGCAACUGGGACAGCACUCUUCCCUACCCGCUCUGCAACCUCAGUUCUUGUUGGAGAACCUACAACGUCACCCAUCAGUUCAGGCUCAACGGAAACAACAGCGUUACCUGGCAGUACCACAACAGCAGGCCUGAGUGAGAAAUCUACCACCUUCUACAGUAGCCCCAGAUCACCGGACACAACACUCUCACCUGCCAGCACGACAAGCUCAGGCGUCAGUGAAGAAUCCACCACCUCCCACAGCCGACCAGACUCAACGCACACAACAGCAUUCCCUGGCAGUACCACCACGCCAGGCCUCAGUCAGGAAUCUACAGCUUCCCACAGCAGCCCAGGCUCCACAGACACAACACUGUCCCCUGGCAGUACCACAGCAUCAUCCCUUGGUCCAGAAUCUACUACCUUCCACAGCAGCCCAGGCUCCACUGAAACAACACUCUUACCUGACAACACCACAGCCUCAGGCCUCCUUGAAGCAUCUACGCCCGUCCACAGCAGCACUGGAUCGCCACACACGACACUGUCCCCUGCCGGCUCUACAACCCGUCAGGGAGAAUCUACCACCUUCCAGAGCUGGCCAAGCUCAAAGGACACUACGCCUGCACCUCCUACUACCACAUCAGCCUUUGUUGAGCUAUCUACAACCUCCCACGGCAGCCCGAGCUCAACUCCAACAACCCACUUUUCUGCCAGCUCCACAACCUUGGGCCGCAGUGAGGAAUCGACAACAGUCCACAGCAGCCCAGUUGCAACUGCAACAACACCCUCGCCUGCCCGCUCCACAACCUCAGGCCUCGUUGAAGAAUCUACGACCUACCACAGCAGCCCCGGCUCAACUCAAACAAUGCACUUCCCUGAAAGCGCCACAACUUCAGGCCGUGGUGAAGAAUCAACAACUUCCCACAGCAGCACAACACACACAAUAUCUUCAGCUCCUAGCACCACAUCUGCCCUUGUCGAAGAACCUACCAGCUACCACAGCAGCCCGGGCUCAACUGCAACAACACACUUCCCUGACAGCUCCACAACCUCAGGCCGUAGUGAGGAAUCAACAGCAUCCCACAGCAGCCAAGACGCAACGGGAACAAUAGUCCUACCUGCCCGCUCCACAACCUCAGUUCCUCUUGGAGAAUCUACGACCUCACCCAUCAGUUCAGGCUCAACGGAAACGACAGCGUUACCCGGCAGUACCACAACGCCAGGCCUCAGUGAGAAAUCUACCACUUUCCACAGUAGCCCCAGAUCACCAGCCACAACACUCUCACCUGCCAGCACGACAAGCUCAGGCGUCAGUGAAGAAUCCACCACCUCCCACAGCCGACCAGGCUCAACGCACACAACAGCAUUCCCUGACAGCACCACCACGCCAGGCCUCAGUCGGGAUUCUACAACUUCCCACAGCAGCCCAGGCUCAACGGAUACAACACUGUUACCUGCCAGCACCACCACCUCAGGCCCCAGUCAGGAAUCAACAACUUCCCACAGCAGCCCAGGUUCAACUGACACAGCACUGUCCCCUGGCAGUACCACAGCCUUAUCCUUUGGUCAAGAAUCUACAACCUUCCACAGCAGCCCAGGCUCCACUCACACAACACUCUUCCCUGACAGCACCACAAGCUCAGGCAUCGUUGAAGCAUCUACACGCGUCCACAGCAGCACUGGCUCACCACACACAACACUGUCCCCUGCCAGCUCCACAAGCCCUGGACUUCAGGGAGAAUCUACCGCCUUCCAGACCCACCCAGCCUCAACUCACACAACGCCUUCACCUCCUAGCACCGCAACAGCCCCUGUUGAAGAAUCUACAACCUACCACCGCAGCCCAGGCUCGACUCCAACAACACACUUCCCUGCCAGCUCCACAACUUCGGGCCACAGUGAGAAAUCAACAAUAUUCCACAGCAGCCCAGAUGCAAGUGGAACAACACCCUCACCUGCCCACUCCACAACCUCAGGUCGUGGAGAAUCUACAACCUCACGCAUCAGUCCAGGCUCAACUGAAAUAACAACGUUACCUGGCAGUACCACAACACCAGGCCUCAGUGAGGCAUCUACCACCUUCUACAGCAGCCCCAGAUCACCAACCACAACACUCUCACCUGCCCCCAUGACAAGCCUAGGCGUCGGUGGAGAAUCCACCACCUCCCGUAGCCAACCAGGUUCUACUCACUCAACAGUGUCACCUGCCAGCACCACCACGCCAGGCCUCAGUGAGGAAUCUACCACCGUCUACAGCAGCAGCCCAGGCUCAACUGAAACCACAGUGUUCCCUCCCAGCACCACAACCUCAGUUCGUGGUGAAGAGCCUACAACCUUCCACAGCCGGCCAGCCUCAACUCACACAACACUGUUCACUGAGGACAGCACCACCUCGGGCCUCACUGAAGAAUCUACAGCCUUCCCCGGCAGCCCAGUCUCCACCCAAACAGGGUUACCUGCCACACUCACAACCGCAGACCUCGGUGAGGAAUCAACAACCUUUCCCAGCAGCUCAGGCUCAACUGGAACAACACUCUCACCUGCCCGCUCCACCACCUCUGGCCUCGUUGGAGAAUCCACACCCUCGCGCCUCAGUCCAAGCUCAACCGAAACAACAACUUUACCCGGCAGUCCCACAACUCCAAGCCUCAGUGAGAAAUCAACCACCUUCUACACUAGCCCCAGAUCACCAGAUGCAACACUCUCACCUGCAACCACAACAAGCUCAGGCGUCAGCGAAGAAUCCAGCACAUCCCACAGUCAACCAGGCUCAACGCACACAACAGCGUUCCCUGACAGCACCACCACCUCAGGCCUCAGUCAGGAACCUACAACUUCCCACAGCAGCCAAGGCUCAACAGAGGCAACACUGUCCCCUGGCAGUACCACAGCCUCAUCCCUUGGUCAACAAUCUACAACCUUCCACAGCAGCCCAGGCGCCACUGAAACCACACUCUUACCUGACGACACCAUAACCUCAGGCCUCGUGGAGGCAUCUACACCCACCCACAGCAGCACUGGCUCGCUACACACAACACUGACCCCCGCCAGCUCCACAAGCGCUGGCCUUCAGGAAGAAUCUACCACUUUCCAGAGCUGGCCAAGCUCAAGUGACACAACACCUUCACCUCCCGGCACCACAGCAGCCCCUGUUGAAGUAUCCACAACCUACCACAGCCGCCCGAGCUCAACUCCAAAAACACACUUUUCUGCCAGUUCCACAACCUUGGGCCGUAGUGAGGAAUCAACAACAGUCCACAGCAGCCCGGGUGCAACUGGGACAGCACUCUUCCCUACCCGCUCUGCAACCUCAGUUCUUGUUGGAGAACCUACAACGUCACCCAUCAGUUCAGGCUCAACGGAAACAACAGCGUUACCUGGCAGUACCACAACAGCAGGCCUGAGUGAGAAAUCUACCACCUUCUACAGUAGCCCCAGAUCACCGGACACAACACUCUCACCUGCCAGCACGACAAGCUCAGGCGUCAGUGAAGAAUCCACCACCUCCCACAGCCGACCAGACUCAACGCACACAACAGCAUUCCCUGGCAGUACCACCACGCCAGGCCUCAGUCAGGAAUCUACAGCUUCCCACAGCAGCCCAGGCUCCACAGACACAACACUGUCCCCUGGCAGUACCACAGCAUCAUCCCUUGGUCCAGAAUCUACUACCUUCCACAGCAGCCCAGGCUCCACUGAAACAACACUCUUACCUGACAACACCACAGCCUCAGGCCUCCUUGAAGCAUCUACGCCCGUCCACAGCAGCACUGGAUCGCCACACACGACACUGUCCCCUGCCGGCUCUACAACCCGUCAGGGAGAAUCUACCACCUUCCAGAGCUGGCCAAGCUCAAAGGACACUACGCCUGCACCUCCUACUACCACAUCAGCCUUUGUUGAGCUAUCUACAACCUCCCACGGCAGCCCGAGCUCAACUCCAACAACCCACUUUUCUGCCAGCUCCACAACCUUGGGCCGCAGUGAGGAAUCGACAACAGUCCACAGCAGCCCAGUUGCAACUGCAACAACACCCUCGCCUGCCCGCUCCACAACCUCAGGCCUCGUUGAAGAAUCUACGACCUACCACAGCAGCCCCGGCUCAACUCAAACAAUGCACUUCCCUGAAAGCGCCACAACUUCAGGCCGUGGUGAAGAAUCAACAACUUCCCACAGCAGCACAACACACACAAUAUCUUCAGCUCCUAGCACCACAUCUGCCCUUGUCGAAGAACCUACCAGCUACCACAGCAGCCCGGGCUCAACUGCAACAACACACUUCCCUGACAGCUCCACAACCUCAGGCCGUAGUGAGGAAUCAACAGCAUCCCACAGCAGCCAAGACGCAACGGGAACAAUAGUCCUACCUGCCCGCUCCACAACCUCAGUUCCUCUUGGAGAAUCUACGACCUCACCCAUCAGUUCAGGCUCAACGGAAACGACAGCGUUACCCGGCAGUACCACAACGCCAGGCCUCAGUGAGAAAUCUACCACUUUCCACAGUAGCCCCAGAUCACCAGCCACAACACUCUCACCUGCCAGCACGACAAGCUCAGGCGUCAGUGAAGAAUCCACCACCUCCCACAGCCGACCAGGCUCAACGCACACAACAGCAUUCCCUGACAGCACCACCACGCCAGGCCUCAGUCGGGAUUCUACAACUUCCCACAGCAGCCCAGGCUCAACGGAUACAACACUGUUACCUGCCAGCACCACCACCUCAGGCCCCAGUCAGGAAUCAACAACUUCCCACAGCAGCCCAGGUUCAACUGACACAGCACUGUCCCCUGGCAGUACCACAGCCUUAUCCUUUGGUCAAGAAUCUACAACCUUCCACAGCAGCCCAGGCUCCACUCACACAACACUCUUCCCUGACAGCACCACAAGCUCAGGCAUCGUUGAAGCAUCUACACGCGUCCACAGCAGCACUGGCUCACCACACACAACACUGUCCCCUGCCAGCUCCACAAGCCCUGGACUUCAGGGAGAAUCUACCGCCUUCCAGACCCACCCAGCCUCAACUCACACAACGCCUUCACCUCCUAGCACCGCAACAGCCCCUGUUGAAGAAUCUACAACCUACCACCGCAGCCCAGGCUCGACUCCAACAACACACUUCCCUGCCAGCUCCACAACUUCGGGCCACAGUGAGAAAUCAACAAUAUUCCACAGCAGCCCAGAUGCAAGUGGAACAACACCCUCACCUGCCCACUCCACAACCUCAGGUCGUGGAGAAUCUACAACCUCACGCAUCAGUCCAGGCUCAACUGAAAUAACAACGUUACCUGGCAGUACCACAACACCAGGCCUCAGUGAGGCAUCUACCACCUUCUACAGCAGCCCCAGAUCACCAACCACAACACUCUCACCUGCCCCCAUGACAAGCCUAGGCGUCGGUGGAGAAUCCACCACCUCCCGUAGCCAACCAGGUUCUACUCACUCAACAGUGUCACCUGCCAGCACCACCACGCCAGGCCUCAGUGAGGAAUCUACCACCGUCUACAGCAGCAGCCCAGGCUCAACUGAAACCACAGUGUUCCCUCCCAGCACCACAACCUCAGUUCGUGGUGAAGAGCCUACAACCUUCCACAGCCGGCCAGCCUCAACUCACACAACACUGUUCACUGAGGACAGCACCACCUCGGGCCUCACUGAAGAAUCUACAGCCUUCCCCGGCAGCCCAGUCUCCACCCAAACAGGGUUACCUGCCACACUCACAACCGCAGACCUCGGUGAGGAAUCAACAACCUUUCCCAGCAGCUCAGGCUCAACUGGAACAACACUCUCACCUGCCCGCUCCACCACCUCUGGCCUCGUUGGAGAAUCCACACCCUCGCGCCUCAGUCCAAGCUCAACCGAAACAACAACUUUACCCGGCAGUCCCACAACUCCAAGCCUCAGUGAGAAAUCAACCACCUUCUACACUAGCCCCAGAUCACCAGAUGCAACACUCUCACCUGCAACCACAACAAGCUCAGGCGUCAGCGAAGAAUCCAGCACAUCCCACAGUCAACCAGGCUCAACGCACACAACAGCGUUCCCUGACAGCACCACCACCUCAGGCCUCAGUCAGGAACCUACAACUUCCCACAGCAGCCAAGGCUCAACAGAGGCAACACUGUCCCCUGGCAGUACCACAGCCUCAUCCCUUGGUCAACAAUCUACAACCUUCCACAGCAGCCCAGGCGCCACUGAAACCACACUCUUACCUGACGACACCAUAACCUCAGGCCUCGUGGAGGCAUCUACACCCACCCACAGCAGCACUGGCUCGCUACACACAACACUGACCCCCGCCAGCUCCACAAGCGCUGGCCUUCAGGAAGAAUCUACCACUUUCCAGAGCUGGCCAAGCUCAAGUGACACAACACCUUCACCUCCCGGCACCACAGCAGCCCCUGUUGAAGUAUCCACAACCUACCACAGCCGCCCGAGCUCAACUCCAAAAACACACUUUUCUGCCAGUUCCACAACCUUGGGCCGUAGUGAGGAAUCAACAACAGUCCACAGCAGCCCGGGUGCAACUGGGACAGCACUCUUCCCUACCCGCUCUGCAACCUCAGUUCUUGUUGGAGAACCUACAACGUCACCCAUCAGUUCAGGCUCAACGGAAACAACAGCGUUACCUGGCAGUACCACAACAGCAGGCCUGAGUGAGAAAUCUACCACCUUCUACAGUAGCCCCAGAUCACCGGACACAACACUCUCACCUGCCAGCACGACAAGCUCAGGCGUCAGUGAAGAAUCCACCACCUCCCACAGCCGACCAGACUCAACGCACACAACAGCAUUCCCUGGCAGUACCACCACGCCAGGCCUCAGUCAGGAAUCUACAGCUUCCCACAGCAGCCCAGGCUCCACAGACACAACACUGUCCCCUGGCAGUACCACAGCAUCAUCCCUUGGUCCAGAAUCUACUACCUUCCACAGCAGCCCAGGCUCCACUGAAACAACACUCUUACCUGACAACACCACAGCCUCAGGCCUCCUUGAAGCAUCUACGCCCGUCCACAGCAGCACUGGAUCGCCACACACGACACUGUCCCCUGCCGGCUCUACAACCCGUCAGGGAGAAUCUACCACCUUCCAGAGCUGGCCAAGCUCAAAGGACACUACGCCUGCACCUCCUACUACCACAUCAGCCUUUGUUGAGCUAUCUACAACCUCCCACGGCAGCCCGAGCUCAACUCCAACAACCCACUUUUCUGCCAGCUCCACAACCUUGGGCCGCAGUGAGGAAUCGACAACAGUCCACAGCAGCCCAGUUGCAACUGCAACAACACCCUCGCCUGCCCGCUCCACAACCUCAGGCCUCGUUGAAGAAUCUACGACCUACCACAGCAGCCCGGGCUCAACUCAAACAAUGCACUUCCCUGAAAGCGCCACAACUUCAGGCCGUGGUGAAGAAUCAACAACUUCCCACAGCAGCACAACACACACAAUAUCUUCAGCUCCUAGCACCACAUCUGCCCUUGUCGAAGAACCUACCAGCUACCACAGCAGCCCGGGCUCAACUGCAACAACACACUUCCCUGACAGCUCCACAACCUCAGGCCGUAGUGAGGAAUCAACAGCAUCCCACAGCAGCCAAGACGCAACGGGAACAAUAGUCCUACCUGCCCGCUCCACAACCUCAGUUCCUCUUGGAGAAUCUACGACCUCACCCAUCAGUUCAGGCUCAACGGAAACGACAGCGUUACCCGGCAGUACCACAACGCCAGGCCUCAGUGAGAAAUCUACCACUUUCCACAGUAGCCCCAGAUCACCAGCCACAACACUCUCACCUGCCAGCACGACAAGCUCAGGCGUCAGUGAAGAAUCCACCACCUCCCACAGCCGACCAGGCUCAACGCACACAACAGCAUUCCCUGACAGCACCACCACGCCAGGCCUCAGUCGGGAUUCUACAACUUCCCACAGCAGCCCAGGCUCAACGGAUACAACACUGUUACCUGCCAGCACCACCACCUCAGGCCCCAGUCAGGAAUCAACAACUUCCCACAGCAGCCCAGGUUCAACUGACACAGCACUGUCCCCUGGCAGUACCACAGCCUUAUCCUUUGGUCAAGAAUCUACAACCUUCCACAGCAGCCCAGGCUCCACUCACACAACACUCUUCCCUGACAGCACCACAAGCUCAGGCAUCGUUGAAGCAUCUACACGCGUCCACAGCAGCACUGGCUCACCACACACAACACUGUCCCCUGCCAGCUCCACAAGCCCUGGACUUCAGGGAGAAUCUACCGCCUUCCAGACCCACCCAGCCUCAACUCACACAACGCCUUCACCUCCUAGCACCGCAACAGCCCCUGUUGAAGAAUCUACAACCUACCACCGCAGCCCAGGCUCGACUCCAACAACACACUUCCCUGCCAGCUCCACAACUUCGGGCCACAGUGAGAAAUCAACAAUAUUCCACAGCAGCCCAGAUGCAAGUGGAACAACACCCUCACCUGCCCACUCCACAACCUCAGGUCGUGGAGAAUCUACAACCUCACGCAUCAGUCCAGGCUCAACUGAAAUAACAACGUUACCUGGCAGUACCACAACACCAGGCCUCAGUGAGGCAUCUACCACCUUCUACAGCAGCCCCAGAUCACCAACCACAACACUCUCACCUGCCCCCAUGACAAGCCUAGGCGUCGGUGGAGAAUCCACCACCUCCCGUAGCCAACCAGGUUCUACUCACUCAACAGUGUCACCUGCCAGCACCACCACGCCAGGCCUCAGUGAGGAAUCUACCACCGUCUACAGCAGCAGCCCAGGCUCAACUGAAACCACAGUGUUCCCUCCCAGCACCACAACCUCAGUUCGUGGUGAAGAGCCUACAACCUUCCACAGCCGGCCAGCCUCAACUCACACAACACUGUUCACUGAGGACAGCACCACCUCGGGCCUCACUGAAGAAUCUACAGCCUUCCCCGGCAGCCCAGUCUCCACCCAAACAGGGUUACCUGCCACACUCACAACCGCAGACCUCGGUGAGGAAUCAACAACCUUUCCCAGCAGCUCAGGCUCAACUGGAACAACACUCUCACCUGCCCGCUCCACCACCUCUGGCCUCGUUGGAGAAUCCACACCCUCGCGCCUCAGUCCAAGCUCAACCGAAACAACAACUUUACCCGGCAGUCCCACAACUCCAAGCCUCAGUGAGAAAUCAACCACCUUCUACACUAGCCCCAGAUCACCAGAUGCAACACUCUCACCUGCAACCACAACAAGCUCAGGCGUCAGCGAAGAAUCCAGCACAUCCCACAGUCAACCAGGCUCAACGCACACAACAGCGUUCCCUGACAGCACCACCACCUCAGGCCUCAGUCAGGAACCUACAACUUCCCACAGCAGCCAAGGCUCAACAGAGGCAACACUGUCCCCUGGCAGUACCACAGCCUCAUCCCUUGGUCAACAAUCUACAACCUUCCACAGCAGCCCAGGCGCCACUGAAACCACACUCUUACCUGACGACACCAUAACCUCAGGCCUCGUGGAGGCAUCUACACCCACCCACAGCAGCACUGGCUCGCUACACACAACACUGACCCCCGCCAGCUCCACAAGCGCUGGCCUUCAGGAAGAAUCUACCACUUUCCAGAGCUGGCCAAGCUCAAGUGACACAACACCUUCACCUCCCGGCACCACAGCAGCCCCUGUUGAAGUAUCCACAACCUACCACAGCCGCCCGAGCUCAACUCCAAAAACACACUUUUCUGCCAGUUCCACAACCUUGGGCCGUAGUGAGGAAUCAACAACAGUCCACAGCAGCCCGGGUGCAACUGGGACAGCACUCUUCCCUACCCGCUCUGCAACCUCAGUUCUUGUUGGAGAACCUACAACGUCACCCAUCAGUUCAGGCUCAACGGAAACAACAGCGUUACCUGGCAGUACCACAACAGCAGGCCUGAGUGAGAAAUCUACCACCUUCUACAGUAGCCCCAGAUCACCGGACACAACACUCUCACCUGCCAGCACGACAAGCUCAGGCGUCAGUGAAGAAUCCACCACCUCCCACAGCCGACCAGACUCAACGCACACAACAGCAUUCCCUGGCAGUACCACCACGCCAGGCCUCAGUCAGGAAUCUACAGCUUCCCACAGCAGCCCAGGCUCCACAGACACAACACUGUCCCCUGGCAGUACCACAGCAUCAUCCCUUGGUCCAGAAUCUACUACCUUCCACAGCAGCCCAGGCUCCACUGAAACAACACUCUUACCUGACAACACCACAGCCUCAGGCCUCCUUGAAGCAUCUACGCCCGUCCACAGCAGCACUGGAUCGCCACACACGACACUGUCCCCUGCCGGCUCUACAACCCGUCAGGGAGAAUCUACCACCUUCCAGAGCUGGCCAAGCUCAAAGGACACUACGCCUGCACCUCCUACUACCACAUCAGCCUUUGUUGAGCUAUCUACAACCUCCCACGGCAGCCCGAGCUCAACUCCAACAACCCACUUUUCUGCCAGCUCCACAACCUUGGGCCGCAGUGAGGAAUCGACAACAGUCCACAGCAGCCCAGUUGCAACUGCAACAACACCCUCGCCUGCCCGCUCCACAACCUCAGGCCUCGUUGAAGAAUCUACGACCUACCACAGCAGCCCGGGCUCAACUCAAACAAUGCACUUCCCUGAAAGCGCCACAACUUCAGGCCGUGGUGAAGAAUCAACAACUUCCCACAGCAGCACAACACACACAAUAUCUUCAGCUCCUAGCACCACAUCUGCCCUUGUCGAAGAACCUACCAGCUACCACAGCAGCCCGGGCUCAACUGCAACAACACACUUCCCUGACAGCUCCACAACCUCAGGCCGUAGUGAGGAAUCAACAGCAUCCCACAGCAGCCAAGACGCAACGGGAACAAUAGUCCUACCUGCCCGCUCCACAACCUCAGUUCCUCUUGGAGAAUCUACGACCUCACCCAUCAGUUCAGGCUCAACGGAAACGACAGCGUUACCCGGCAGUACCACAACGCCAGGCCUCAGUGAGAAAUCUACCACUUUCCACAGUAGCCCCAGAUCACCAGCCACAACACUCUCACCUGCCAGCACGACAAGCUCAGGCGUCAGUGAAGAAUCCACCACCUCCCACAGCCGACCAGGCUCAACGCACACAACAGCAUUCCCUGACAGCACCACCACGCCAGGCCUCAGUCGGGAUUCUACAACUUCCCACAGCAGCCCAGGCUCAACGGAUACAACACUGUUACCUGCCAGCACCACCACCUCAGGCCCCAGUCAGGAAUCAACAACUUCCCACAGCAGCCCAGGUUCAACUGACACAGCACUGUCCCCUGGCAGUACCACAGCCUUAUCCUUUGGUCAAGAAUCUACAACCUUCCACAGCAGCCCAGGCUCCACUCACACAACACUCUUCCCUGACAGCACCACAAGCUCAGGCAUCGUUGAAGCAUCUACACGCGUCCACAGCAGCACUGGCUCACCACACACAACACUGUCCCCUGCCAGCUCCACAAGCCCUGGACUUCAGGGAGAAUCUACCGCCUUCCAGACCCACCCAGCCUCAACUCACACAACGCCUUCACCUCCUAGCACCGCAACAGCCCCUGUUGAAGAAUCUACAACCUACCACCGCAGCCCAGGCUCGACUCCAACAACACACUUCCCUGCCAGCUCCACAACUUCGGGCCACAGUGAGAAAUCAACAAUAUUCCACAGCAGCCCAGAUGCAAGUGGAACAACACCCUCACCUGCCCACUCCACAACCUCAGGUCGUGGAGAAUCUACAACCUCACGCAUCAGUCCAGGCUCAACUGAAAUAACAACGUUACCUGGCAGUACCACAACACCAGGCCUCAGUGAGGCAUCUACCACCUUCUACAGCAGCCCCAGAUCACCAACCACAACACUCUCACCUGCCCCCAUGACAAGCCUAGGCGUCGGUGGAGAAUCCACCACCUCCCGUAGCCAACCAGGUUCUACUCACUCAACAGUGUCACCUGCCAGCACCACCACGCCAGGCCUCAGUGAGGAAUCUACCACCGUCUACAGCAGCAGCCCAGGCUCAACUGAAACCACAGUGUUCCCUCCCAGCACCACAACCUCAGUUCGUGGUGAAGAGCCUACAACCUUCCACAGCCGGCCAGCCUCAACUCACACAACACUGUUCACUGAGGACAGCACCACCUCGGGCCUCACUGAAGAAUCUACAGCCUUCCCCGGCAGCCCAGUCUCCACCCAAACAGGGUUACCUGCCACACUCACAACCGCAGACCUCGGUGAGGAAUCAACAACCUUUCCCAGCAGCUCAGGCUCAACUGGAACAACACUCUCACCUGCCCGCUCCACCACCUCUGGCCUCGUUGGAGAAUCCACACCCUCGCGCCUCAGUCCAAGCUCAACCGAAACAACAACUUUACCCGGCAGUCCCACAACUCCAAGCCUCAGUGAGAAAUCAACCACCUUCUACACUAGCCCCAGAUCACCAGAUGCAACACUCUCACCUGCAACCACAACAAGCUCAGGCGUCAGCGAAGAAUCCAGCACAUCCCACAGUCAACCAGGCUCAACGCACACAACAGCGUUCCCUGACAGCACCACCACCUCAGGCCUCAGUCAGGAACCUACAACUUCCCACAGCAGCCAAGGCUCAACAGAGGCAACACUGUCCCCUGGCAGUACCACAGCCUCAUCCCUUGGUCAACAAUCUACAACCUUCCACAGCAGCCCAGGCGCCACUGAAACCACACUCUUACCUGACGACACCAUAACCUCAGGCCUCGUGGAGGCAUCUACACCCACCCACAGCAGCACUGGCUCGCUACACACAACACUGACCCCCGCCAGCUCCACAAGCGCUGGCCUUCAGGAAGAAUCUACCACUUUCCAGAGCUGGCCAAGCUCAAGUGACACAACACCUUCACCUCCCGGCACCACAGCAGCCCCUGUUGAAGUAUCCACAACCUACCACAGCCGCCCGAGCUCAACUCCAAAAACACACUUUUCUGCCAGUUCCACAACCUUGGGCCGUAGUGAGGAAUCAACAACAGUCCACAGCAGCCCGGGUGCAACUGGGACAGCACUCUUCCCUACCCGCUCUGCAACCUCAGUUCUUGUUGGAGAACCUACAACGUCACCCAUCAGUUCAGGCUCAACGGAAACAACAGCGUUACCUGGCAGUACCACAACAGCAGGCCUGAGUGAGAAAUCUACCACCUUCUACAGUAGCCCCAGAUCACCGGACACAACACUCUCACCUGCCAGCACGACAAGCUCAGGCGUCAGUGAAGAAUCCACCACCUCCCACAGCCGACCAGACUCAACGCACACAACAGCAUUCCCUGGCAGUACCACCACGCCAGGCCUCAGUCAGGAAUCUACAGCUUCCCACAGCAGCCCAGGCUCCACAGACACAACACUGUCCCCUGGCAGUACCACAGCAUCAUCCCUUGGUCCAGAAUCUACUACCUUCCACAGCAGCCCAGGCUCCACUGAAACAACACUCUUACCUGACAACACCACAGCCUCAGGCCUCCUUGAAGCAUCUACGCCCGUCCACAGCAGCACUGGAUCGCCACACACGACACUGUCCCCUGCCGGCUCUACAACCCGUCAGGGAGAAUCUACCACCUUCCAGAGCUGGCCAAGCUCAAAGGACACUACGCCUGCACCUCCUACUACCACAUCAGCCUUUGUUGAGCUAUCUACAACCUCCCACGGCAGCCCGAGCUCAACUCCAACAACCCACUUUUCUGCCAGCUCCACAACCUUGGGCCGCAGUGAGGAAUCGACAACAGUCCACAGCAGCCCAGUUGCAACUGCAACAACACCCUCGCCUGCCCGCUCCACAACCUCAGGCCUCGUUGAAGAAUCUACGACCUACCACAGCAGCCCGGGCUCAACUCAAACAAUGCACUUCCCUGAAAGCGCCACAACUUCAGGCCGUGGUGAAGAAUCAACAACUUCCCACAGCAGCACAACACACACAAUAUCUUCAGCUCCUAGCACCACAUCUGCCCUUGUCGAAGAACCUACCAGCUACCACAGCAGCCCGGGCUCAACUGCAACAACACACUUCCCUGACAGCUCCACAACCUCAGGCCGUAGUGAGGAAUCAACAGCAUCCCACAGCAGCCAAGACGCAACGGGAACAAUAGUCCUACCUGCCCGCUCCACAACCUCAGUUCCUCUUGGAGAAUCUACGACCUCACCCAUCAGUUCAGGCUCAACGGAAACGACAGCGUUACCCGGCAGUACCACAACGCCAGGCCUCAGUGAGAAAUCUACCACUUUCCACAGUAGCCCCAGAUCACCAGCCACAACACUCUCACCUGCCAGCACGACAAGCUCAGGCGUCAGUGAAGAAUCCACCACCUCCCACAGCCGACCAGGCUCAACGCACACAACAGCAUUCCCUGACAGCACCACCACGCCAGGCCUCAGUCGGGAUUCUACAACUUCCCACAGCAGCCCAGGCUCAACGGAUACAACACUGUUACCUGCCAGCACCACCACCUCAGGCCCCAGUCAGGAAUCAACAACUUCCCACAGCAGCCCAGGUUCAACUGACACAGCACUGUCCCCUGGCAGUACCACAGCCUUAUCCUUUGGUCAAGAAUCUACAACCUUCCACAGCAGCCCAGGCUCCACUCACACAACACUCUUCCCUGACAGCACCACAAGCUCAGGCAUCGUUGAAGCAUCUACACGCGUCCACAGCAGCACUGGCUCACCACACACAACACUGUCCCCUGCCAGCUCCACAAGCCCUGGACUUCAGGGAGAAUCUACCGCCUUCCAGACCCACCCAGCCUCAACUCACACAACGCCUUCACCUCCUAGCACCGCAACAGCCCCUGUUGAAGAAUCUACAACCUACCACCGCAGCCCAGGCUCGACUCCAACAACACACUUCCCUGCCAGCUCCACAACUUCGGGCCACAGUGAGAAAUCAACAAUAUUCCACAGCAGCCCAGAUGCAAGUGGAACAACACCCUCACCUGCCCACUCCACAACCUCAGGUCGUGGAGAAUCUACAACCUCACGCAUCAGUCCAGGCUCAACUGAAAUAACAACGUUACCUGGCAGUACCACAACACCAGGCCUCAGUGAGGCAUCUACCACCUUCUACAGCAGCCCCAGAUCACCAACCACAACACUCUCACCUGCCCCCAUGACAAGCCUAGGCGUCGGUGGAGAAUCCACCACCUCCCGUAGCCAACCAGGUUCUACUCACUCAACAGUGUCACCUGCCAGCACCACCACGCCAGGCCUCAGUGAGGAAUCUACCACCGUCUACAGCAGCAGCCCAGGCUCAACUGAAACCACAGUGUUCCCUCCCAGCACCACAACCUCAGUUCGUGGUGAAGAGCCUACAACCUUCCACAGCCGGCCAGCCUCAACUCACACAACACUGUUCACUGAGGACAGCACCACCUCGGGCCUCACUGAAGAAUCUACAGCCUUCCCCGGCAGCCCAGUCUCCACCCAAACAGGGUUACCUGCCACACUCACAACCGCAGACCUCGGUGAGGAAUCAACAACCUUUCCCAGCAGCUCAGGCUCAACUGGAACAACACUCUCACCUGCCCGCUCCACCACCUCUGGCCUCGUUGGAGAAUCCACACCCUCGCGCCUCAGUCCAAGCUCAACCGAAACAACAACUUUACCCGGCAGUCCCACAACUCCAAGCCUCAGUGAGAAAUCAACCACCUUCUACACUAGCCCCAGAUCACCAGAUGCAACACUCUCACCUGCAACCACAACAAGCUCAGGCGUCAGCGAAGAAUCCAGCACAUCCCACAGUCAACCAGGCUCAACGCACACAACAGCGUUCCCUGACAGCACCACCACCUCAGGCCUCAGUCGGGAACCUACAACUUCCCACAGCAGCCAAGGCUCAACAGAGGCAACACUGUCCCCUGGCAGUACCACAGCCUCAUCCCUUGGUCAACAAUCUACAACCUUCCACAGCAGCCCAGGCGCCACUGAAACCACACUCUUACCUGACGACACCAUAACCUCAGGCCUCGUGGAGGCAUCUACACCCACCCACAGCAGCACUGGCUCGCUACACACAACACUGACCCCCGCCAGCUCCACAAGCGCUGGCCUUCAGGAAGAAUCUACCACUUUCCAGAGCUGGCCAAGCUCAAGUGACACAACACCUUCACCUCCCGGCACCACAGCAGCCCCUGUUGAAGUAUCCACAACCUACCACAGCCGCCCGAGCUCAACUCCAAAAACACACUUUUCUGCCAGUUCCACAACCUUGGGCCGUAGUGAGGAAUCAACAACAGUCCACAGCAGCCCGGGUGCAACUGGGACAGCACUCUUCCCUACCCGCUCUGCAACCUCAGUUCUUGUUGGAGAACCUACAACGUCACCCAUCAGUUCAGGCUCAACGGAAACAACAGCGUUACCUGGCAGUACCACAACAGCAGGCCUGAGUGAGAAAUCUACCACCUUCUACAGUAGCCCCAGAUCACCGGACACAACACUCUCACCUGCCAGCACGACAAGCUCAGGCGUCAGUGAAGAAUCCACCACCUCCCACAGCCGACCAGACUCAACGCACACAACAGCAUUCCCUGGCAGUACCACCACGCCAGGCCUCAGUCAGGAAUCUACAGCUUCCCACAGCAGCCCAGGCUCCACAGACACAACACUGUCCCCUGGCAGUACCACAGCAUCAUCCCUUGGUCCAGAAUCUACUACCUUCCACAGCAGCCCAGGCUCCACUGAAACAACACUCUUACCUGACAACACCACAGCCUCAGGCCUCCUUGAAGCAUCUACGCCCGUCCACAGCAGCACUGGAUCGCCACACACGACACUGUCCCCUGCCGGCUCUACAACCCGUCAGGGAGAAUCUACCACCUUCCAGAGCUGGCCAAGCUCAAAGGACACUACGCCUGCACCUCCUACUACCACAUCAGCCUUUGUUGAGCUAUCUACAACCUCCCACGGCAGCCCGAGCUCAACUCCAACAACCCACUUUUCUGCCAGCUCCACAACCUUGGGCCGCAGUGAGGAAUCGACAACAGUCCACAGCAGCCCAGUUGCAACUGCAACAACACCCUCGCCUGCCCGCUCCACAACCUCAGGCCUCGUUGAAGAAUCUACGACCUACCACAGCAGCCCGGGCUCAACUCAAACAAUGCACUUCCCUGAAAGCGCCACAACUUCAGGCCGUGGUGAAGAAUCAACAACUUCCCACAGCAGCACAACACACACAAUAUCUUCAGCUCCUAGCACCACAUCUGCCCUUGUCGAAGAACCUACCAGCUACCACAGCAGCCCGGGCUCAACUGCAACAACACACUUCCCUGACAGCUCCACAACCUCAGGCCGUAGUGAGGAAUCAACAGCAUCCCACAGCAGCCCAGAUACAAAUGGAAUGACACCCUUACCUGCCCAUUUUACUACCUCAGGCCGCAUUGCAGAAUCUACCACCUUCUACAUCUCUCCAGGCUCAGUGGAAACAACAUUACCCAGCACUACCACAACACCAGGCCUCAGUGCAAAAUCUACCAUCUUUUACAGUAGCUCCAGAUCACCAGACCAAACACUCUCACCUGCCAGCAUGACAAGCUCCAGCAUCAGUGGAGAACCCACCAGCUUGUAUAGCCAAGCAGGGUCAACACACACAACAGUGUUCCCUGCCAGCACCACCACCUCAGGCCUCAUUCAGGAAUCAACAACUUUCCACAGUAAGCCAGGCUCAACUGAGACAACACUGUCCCCUGGCAGCAUCACAACUUCAUCUUUUGCUCAAGAAUUUACCACCCCUCAUAGCCAACCAGGCUCAGCUCUGUCAACAGUGUCACCUGCCAGCAACACAGUGCCAGGCCUUAGUGAGGAAUCUCCCACCUUCUACAGCAGCCCAGGCUCAACUGAAACCACAGCGUUUUCUCACAGCAACACAAUGUCCAUUCAUAGUCAACAAUCUACACCCUUCCCUGACAGCCCAGGCUUCACUCACACAGUGUUACCUGCCACCCUCACAACCACAGACAUUGGUCAGGAAUCAACAGCCUUCCACAGCAGCUCAGACGCAACUGGAACAACACCCUUACCUGCCUGCUCCACAGCCUCAGACCUUGUUGGAGAAUCUACAACUUUCUACAUCAGCCCAUCCCCUACUUACACAACACUCUUUCCUGCGAGUUCCAGCACAUCAGGCCUCACUGAGGAAUCUAUCACCUUCCAGACCAGUCCAAGCUUCACUUCUACAAUUGUGUCUACUGAAAGCCUGGAAACCUUAGCACCAGGGUUGUGCCAGGAAGGACAAAUUUGGAAUGGAAAACAAUGCGUCUGUCCCCAAGGCUACGUUGGUUACCAGUGCUUGUCCCCUCUGGAAUCCUUCCCUGUAGAAACCCCGGAAAAACUCAACGCCACUUUAGGUAUGACAGUGAAAGUGACUUACAGAAAUUUCACAGAAAAGAUGAAUGAUGCAUCCUCCCAGGAAUACCAGAACUUCAGUACCCUCUUCAAGAAUCGGAUGGAUGUCGUUUUGAAGGGCGACAAUCUUCCUCAGUAUAGAGGGGUGAACAUUCGGAGAUUGCUCAACGGUAGCAUCGUGGUCAAGAAUGAUGUCAUCCUGGAGGCAGACUACACUUUAGAGUAUGAGGAACUGUUUGAAAACCUGGCAGAGAUUGUAAAGGCCAAGAUUAUGAAUGAAACUAGAACAACUCUUCUUGAUCCUGAUUCCUGCAGAAAGGCCAUACUGUGCUAUAGUGAAGAGGACACUUUCGUGGAUUCAUCGGUGACUCUGGGCUUUGACUUCCAGGAGCAAUGCACCCAGAAGGCUGCCGAAGGAUAUACCCAGUUCUACUAUGUGGAUGUCUUGGAUGGGAAGCUGGCCUGUGUGAACAAGUGCACCAAAGGAACGAAGUCGCAAAUGAACUGUAACCUGGGCACAUGUCAGCUGCAACGCAGUGGCCCCCGCUGCCUGUGCCCAAAUACGAACACACACUGGUACUGGGGAGAGACCUGUGAAUUCAACAUCGCCAAGAGCCUCGUGUAUGGGAUCGUGGGGGCUGUGAUGGCGGUGCUGCUGCUCACAUUGAUCAUCCUAAUCAUCUUAUUCAGCCUAUCCCAGAGAAAACGGCACAGGGAACAGUAUGAUGUGCCUCAAGAGUGGCGAAAGGAAGGCACCCCUGGCAUCUUCCAGAAGACGGCCAUCUGGGAAGACCAGAAUCUGAGGGAGAGCAGAUUCGGCCUUGAGAACGCCUACAACAACUUCCGGCCCACCCUGGAGACUGUUGACUCUGGCACAGAGCUCCACAUCCAGAGGCCGGAGAUGGUAGCAUCCACUGUGUGAGCCAACGGGGGCCUCCCACCCUCAUCUAGCUCUGUUCAGGAGAGCUGCAAACACAGAGCCCACCACAAGCCUCCGGGGCGGGUCAAGAGGAGACCGAAGUCAGGCCCUGAAGCCGGUCCUGCUCUGAGCUGACAGACUUGGCCUGUGCUCCUGCUGGGGAAGGCUGGGGGCUGUAAGCCUCUCCAUCCGGGAGCUUCCAGACUCCCAGAAGCCUCGGCACCCCUGUCUCCUCCUGGGUGGCUCCCCACUCUGGAAUUUCCCUACCAAUAAAAGCAAAUCUUAAAGCUCAAAA